Molecule: messenger RNA, 3031 nt
Organism: Cuculus canorus (common cuckoo)
Lineage: Eukaryota; Metazoa; Chordata; Aves; Cuculiformes; Cuculidae
Gene: KPNA6
Product: karyopherin subunit alpha 6
Exons: 14
Coding region: 16-1758 (580 amino acids)
Biological process (GO): NLS-bearing protein import into nucleus
Cellular component (GO): cytoplasm; nucleus; nucleoplasm
Molecular function (GO): protein binding; nuclear import signal receptor activity
Source: RefSeq, a predicted model, not a curated record
GGCAGUUGUAGGAUCAUGGUCUUGCCUGCAUUGUCAGAAAUGCUUGUCAGUUCUCUCUUCGUUUGCUAUGCAAAUGAUACAUCUGCAUGUCUUUAUAGCACUCUUCAGCCCGUGGAGCAGCGUGCAGUGCUUGAUUCUCAAUCAAACUCUGAAACCAUGGCGAGUCCUGCGAAGGACAACUAUCGAAUGAAGAGCUACAAGAACAAAGCCCUGAAUCCCGAAGAAAUGCGUCGGAGAAGAGAAGAGGAAGGGAUUCAGCUGCGCAAACAGAAACGAGAGCAACAGCUCUUCAAAAGAAGAAACGUGGAGUUGAUCAGUGAAGAUGCCUCCAUGUUCGACAGCCUCCUGGUGGAUUCCUACAUUAGUUCCACAACGUGCGGGGAGGGAGUGAUCACGAGAGAGAUGGUAGAGAUGCUUUUCUCAGAUGACCCUGACCUACAGCUUGCAACAACUCAGAAAUUCAGGAAGUUACUCUCCAAAGAGCCCAAUCCUCCAAUAGAUGAAGUGAUCAACACCCCAGGAGUGGUGGACAGGUUCGUCGAAUUCCUGAAAAGAAGUGAAAAUUGCACAUUACAGUUUGAAGCAGCGUGGGCACUGACGAACAUUGCAUCAGGAACUUCCCAGCAGACAAAAAUAGUCAUUGAGGCCGGGGCGGUUCCGAUAUUUAUAGAGCUGUUAAACUCUGACUUUGAGGAUGUCCAAGAGCAGGCUGUCUGGGCAUUGGGGAACAUUGCUGGAGACAGCUCUGUGUGUAGAGAUUAUGUCCUUAACUGCGCUAUCCUUCCUCCCUUAUUAAUGCUCCUCACAAAGUCCACCAGGUUGACGAUGACACGAAAUGCUGUCUGGGCCUUGUCAAACCUGUGCAGAGGGAAGAGUCCACCACCAGAGUUUGAUAAGGUAUCUCCCUGCCUGCCGGUCUUGUCCCGAUUGUUGUUCAACAGUGACUCUGACUUGCUGGCAGAUGCCUGCUGGGCUCUUUCCUACUUGUCAGAUGGCCCCAAUGAGAAGAUUCAAGCCGUUAUUGACUCGGGAGUGUGUCGGCGACUAGUGGAGCUGUUAAUGCACAAUGACUACAAAGUGGCAUCCCCAGCUUUGCGAGCAGUCGGCAACAUCGUGACGGGGGACGACAUCCAGACCCAGGUGAUUCUGAACUGCUCAGCCUUGCCUUGUCUCCUUCAUUUAUUAAGUAGUCCCAAGGAAUCCAUCAGGAAAGAAGCCUGCUGGACUAUAUCCAACAUCACGGCAGGGAACAGAGCACAGAUACAGGCAGUCAUAGACGCAAACAUUUUCCCGGUACUGAUAGAAAUCUUGCAGAAAGCAGAAUUCCGCACAAGGAAAGAGGCAGCAUGGGCUAUCACAAACGCAACGUUGGGAGGAACACCCGAACAGAUCAGGUACCUCGUGAACUUGGGCUGCAUCAAGCCUCUUUGUGACCUGCUGACUGUUAUGGACUCUAAGAUCGUGCAGGUGGCAUUGAACGGCCUGGAGAACAUCCUGAGGCUCGGGGAGCAGGAGGCCAACCAGAGCGGGACGGGCAUCAACCCCUACUGCAGCCUGAUCGAGGAGGCCUACGGCUUGGAUAAGAUAGAGUUCCUACAGAGCCAUGAGAACCAAGAGAUCUACCAGAAGGCCUUUGACCUGAUUGAGCACUACUUUGGAUCAGAGGAUGACUCCGCUUUGGCUCCCCACGUUGAUGAGAACCAGCAGCAAUUCAUCUUCCAGCAAGCCGAAGCUCCCAUGGAAGGUUUCCAGCUAUAACGUGCCCGGGGGAAAAGAACACCGCAAACUUGCCGGAAAGCAACUGGGAGCAGCUGAUCGUCCCCUCCCCUCCGUGCAAAUGGAAGGUGAAAGACCCACUCCGCCUGUCUGGAAAGAGCUCUUCCUUCCAACGACCAGGAACAGUGCUUUGGCCUCAUAGAGAAGGGGAUGUUCUCACUUCUGUUCUUUUUGCUGCUGCGUACAUGUCCUUAUGGCAGGCGUUGGGGUGGAGGAAGGACACUGAGGUAACAGGUUGCACCUCUUGGGUUUUCUCUUUGUGGUGAUCUCUCCCAAAUGUCACUUCUUACCUCGGGUACUUGAGGUUUCAGCGUUGGGUUGGGUAAGAACACACACAUAAAGCAAGCGUUCUGACAGCAGUAAUUCUGGAAAGCUGGGUUGAUCUAUUUAAUUUUUUUGCACAUGUUACUCUUUAUUAAAGACUCUAAUUUGCCAAGAGCAAAACUUAGCCCUGGCCUUUCUGCGAGCUCCCCCUUCAGCGGAGGCCGAGCUCCUCUCAAACUCACUGCAAAUGGACUGAGAAAUGGGAAGUUCUCCUGCUCCUGGGAAGACUUUUUGAAGGGGAAGGUUGCUUCCCUUUGUUUAGAGGGUUUUUUUUUUUUGUUUUCUGAAGAACUGUGAGGGGUGUUUACAAGGAGAAAAUAAAAAGCACCAGAACCCCAAAGAUGGUACGGUUGGAAAGGGUGGGAUGUGGGGUAGGUUCGAAAGGGGAAGCACAGGUUUCAUUUGCAUCACUACUGACUGAAGUAGCAGAACUGAAAUGGUGAGAAACCACCUUCAUCUUUAUUUGAAAUACUACUUUUUCCUGAGAACGUGGUUUGAGUUCUGGGUUUUUUCUGCCUUGGUGUAGGAUUGGAGCAUUUUCUGGAAGAGGACGCGACAGAGGCGUUGUGUGCAGUGUUAACCUCAGUAGCAACAGGGCUCGAGUUUUCAGGUUUACCUCCUGCUCACAGUUGGACCGUGUACAUUUUACUUCAAAAAAAGUAAAAUCUCUGUAUUUUUUAUAUUAUAUAUAGAUAGAUAUUUGUCUAAUUGGGCUGCAGAGAAAAAUAUAUAUGAAAUGGCUGUAAUUUAUGUAAAUAGAGCGCUGUGAGGCAGGCAGACCUGGCAACUACGGCCCCUGCUGCUUCUCCUCUCUUCCUCAGUGCUGUCUUUGCUCCUCUGCCCGGUUUCCCUUCCUUCGCCGGGGGUUUUGGUGGAAAAAUGGGGCUGGGAAAGAAGAAAAUCGCUGCUGGGGCGUGAAAUCAAUAAACUC